GCUAAAACGGAAGAAAAUAAAAUCAAACAAAAAAAAUAAAAAAUUAUAUAAAAAACAAAUUAACUUUAUUCAUUUCCUUUUUUUAAUCCAAAAAAAUAAAACUUUUCUUUAGUCCUUUCUCUUCUCCAUUCACCUUGUUCUGACUUUCGUUUCACAGCACUGAUUUUUUUGUUCGACCGCUCAAUUCGCCACUUGCCAUUUUCGAUUGUUUGCUUGUUUGCUUUUUUGCUUAUUCGCCCGUUUUUCCGCUUGCCCGUUCGCCCGCUCCACAACGCGCCGCUGCAAAGGUUGCCCACCACCGACCACAAAAACUUAUUCACCACCAUCCGAGCGGAAAGGAACGCCGCCCACUGUGCUGCCUACCUCCCCGAAUAACAACUCCACUUAGCCAAAAUGAACUCCUACUACAGCCUCUUCGUUUUUUUCCUCGUCCAAAUUGCGCUAAAGUAUAGCAAGGCAGCCGUCACGGUAGACACCAUAUGCAAAAAUGGACAGCUGGUUCAAAUGAGUAACCACUUUAAGUGUAUGUGUAACGAAGGGCUGGUGCACCUUUCCGAAAAUACAUGUGAAGAAAAAAAUGAAUGCAAGAAAGAAACCCUAGGCAAAGCAUGCGGGGAAUUUGGCCAGUGUAUAGAAAACCCAGACCCAGCACAGGUAAACAUGUACAAAUGUGGUUGCAUUGAGGGCUACACUUUGAAGGAAGACACUUGUGUGCUUGAUGUAUGUCAAUACAAAAAUUGUGGAGAAAGUGGCGAAUGCAUUGUUGAGUACCUCUCGGAAAUCCAAAGUGCAGGUUGCUCAUGUGCUAUUGGCAAAGUCCCCAAUCCAGAAGAUGAGAAAAAAUGUACCAAAACGGGAGAAACUGCUUGUCAAUUGAAAUGUAACACAGAUAAUGAAGUCUGCAAAAAUGUUGAAGGAGUUUACAAGUGCCAGUGUAUGGAAGGCUUUACGUUCGACAAAGAGAAAAAUGUAUGCCUUUCCUAUUCUGUAUUUAACAUCCUAAACUACUCCCUCUUCUUUAUCAUCCUGCUUGUCCUUUCGUACGUCAUAUAA
Plasmodium vivax (malaria parasite P. vivax) is the source of this 1053-nucleotide messenger RNA. RefSeq names its product ookinete surface protein Pvs25. The record is from RefSeq and is a predicted model, not a curated record. Gene Ontology annotation, cellular component: cell surface; membrane. Gene Ontology annotation, molecular function: calcium ion binding. NCBI's taxonomy places the organism in Eukaryota, Apicomplexa, Aconoidasida, Haemosporida, Plasmodiidae. The transcript has a single exon. The coding region runs from base 394 to 1053 and encodes 219 amino acids.